This is a messenger RNA of Eurytemora carolleeae, 2531 nucleotides long. Its product is annotated as sodium-dependent proline transporter. NCBI's taxonomy places the organism in Eukaryota, Metazoa, Arthropoda, Copepoda, Calanoida, Temoridae. The coding region runs from base 1 to 1980 and encodes 659 amino acids. The transcript is spliced from 25 exons. The record is from RefSeq and is a predicted model, not a curated record. Gene Ontology annotation, cellular component: membrane. Gene Ontology annotation, biological process: sodium ion transmembrane transport.
AUGGAAUCGAACAAUAAUAAUAAUAUGGAGGAGAAGGAGAGGAUUGAUAUAAGAAAAGAAGAACUUGAGGUUAAGGAGGAUAUUGAGGAUGAAGAUGACAGGGGGACCUGGAGCGGAAAGCUGGAUUUUCUCCUCUCUUGUCUUGGAUAUGCUGUUGGUUUAGGAAAUGUUUGGAGAUUUCCAUACUUGUGCUUUAAACACGGUGGGGGAGCUUUUCUUAUACCAUACUUUAUUAUGCUGGCCGUUAUAGGAGUUCCGUGUUUUUUGAUGGAACUUCAUCUCGGGCAGUAUUCAGCCUUAGGCCCUGUAUCUGUAUACGCUCACCUAUCUCCUGUAUUCAAGGAUUGUGUGAACAGAAGAAAUGAAUCUACAGAUCUAAUUUAUAUUAACAGGACCUGUACAAACGAUACUGAGCUCAUGGACUAUAUUUCUAGCAACUAUACUUAUUGGUAUGGUCACACAAAGGAUAAGAAACUUAAAAAUGGAACAGACAUUAAGGUUGACUGUAUUUAUAUUAACAGUACAUAUUGUGAUGAUACUCCUGGCGCAAUUGACAGCAUAACAAAACCAUUUGACCUGCCUGCAGGCCGCCGGUCAACUAGUAGUGAUCAGUAUCUAAAACGGAGUGUUUGGCAGGAAAGUAAAGGAUUAGAGCCUGAUCAAAUGGGAAAACCUUUAUGGGGUCUUGUGCUAAGUUUACUUUUAGCCUGGAUCAUCAUUUUCCUCUGCUUGUUUAAGGGGAUAAAAUCUAGUGGCAAGGUUGUGUAUGUAACUGCUACAUUUCCGUACGUUGUACUUUUCAUCCUUCUUGGGAGAGCUGUAACACUUCCUGGAGCAGACCAGGGGAUAUACUUCUAUCUGUAUCCAGAUCCCACUAAACUAGCGGAUAUAAAGGUUUGGGAGGCGGCUGCAACACAGAUAUUCUUCUCAUUAUCAGUGGCAGGAGGAGGGCUUAUUACACUAGCCAGCUAUAAUCCAUUCCAUAAUAAUAUACUUAGGGAUACUCUGAUUGUGACAAUAGGAAACUGUUUAACCUCAUUCACUGCUGGGUUCGCCAUCUUCUCAGUGCUAGGGUUUAUGGCACUAGAACUUGGACUAAAUGUAGAAGAUGUGGUCAAAGAUGGCCCUGGAUUAGCGUUUAUUGCCUACCCUGAUCUUGUAACAAGACUCCCUCUACCAACCCUGUGGGCAAUUCUCUUCUUUCUUAUGCUGUUCACACUUGGUCUUGAUUCCCAGUUUGCUAUUGUAGAAACUAUAUUGACAGGAAUACUAGACUUCAUGCCAAGUUGGAGAAAAUGGAAACUUUAUAUUGUUGCUGGAAUCUGUAUAGUUGGAUUCCUAGUGGGGCUUCCCCUUACUUGUCCUGGAGGAGGGUAUGUACUGAAUCUGUUGGAUUACUACGCUGCUACCUGGCCCUACCUGUUCAUUGGGUUUGCAGAGCUCAUGAUCAUCUCCUACGUCUACGGGUUCAAUCAAUACAUUGAGGACCUUGUGGAGAUGACAGGGGCAUCAUGGUUACAAAAAGCUAAACCGUUCCUGGGAUUCUUCUAUUGUUUCCUGUCUCCCUUGGUCAUUAUUGUUAUUCUCUGCUACUCCUGGGCUACAUAUGAACCCCUUACCUCAGGAGAAUAUAUCUAUCCAGAAUGGGCCAAUGGUAUUGGAUGGUUUAUGGCAAUGGUCUGUAUAUCUGCUGUGCCUUGUAUGAUGAUGUUAACCCUUGUAAACUCAUGGAUACAGGGGGAUAGGGAUACAUCAGUACAGGGAAUAAAGAGGUUUCUAACGACAAACUUUAAGCCAACAAUACAAUGGAGAAGUUAUGCUAUCAGAGCACAUAAUAAGGAUGGAGAUAAAUCCUCAUAUGAAUAUAUUGAGAAAGGGGACCGACUAGUGAGACGAAGGAAAGCUAUGUACAAAGGGGAGGUGAAUAAUGGGUAUAGCGUAAACAAGGUUUCUAAUGGAGACACGUUCACAAAUCUAUAAGAGAAGAAGUGCAAUAUAAUCUUUUAAACUAUGAACAGGAGGACAAAACGAAGAAAAAUGAAGGCCGGUGCCUCGGCAUGCAGUUCACUAAUCACAAUUAUCAUCUCUUUCUCAAAUUCUACCAAUCCUCAGUGAUUAAAGAAAAAUGAUAAAAAUUCAAAUAAAAGAUAUUUUUGACUCUUUGAAAGAAAAGCAAUCAAUCAGUGAAAAUAAUAUCAUCCAAUAUAAUGGUUGUGAUCGAAGAUGACAUUUUUGUAAAAUUAUGUAAAUGACAACAACAUUUAAUACUAUAAUUGAAUUUUGUUUUUAUUUUAUGAAAUGAAAAAAAAACUGUUCACGAAAACUAAAACUGCGUCUUGUGUUACCACUUUUGUUUUCAAAACAUUUUACCUUGCAGUAUACACAUUGAACAUUGCACAUUGCACCGCCAAUUAUAAGUUUUUGAGAUUUAUGUAGAAAGUUAAAAAAAAUCGCUAUGCAGCAUUAUAAUGUAUCGUAACUUAUUUUUUUUGCAUACAAUCUUUAAUUUUAUAUAUACAAUUUUACAUAUA